Messenger RNA from Caenorhabditis bovis, 909 nucleotides. The record is from the annotation of a GenBank genome assembly. Lineage: Eukaryota; Metazoa; Nematoda; Chromadorea; Rhabditida; Rhabditidae.
AUGUUCGUCCUUUCGGGUCUCACGACGAAAAUCGGAGGCAUUCAAACACGUAUGCUUACAUGUCAAAUGCUCAUCCGUACAGUAGAAGUGGUUCUCGACGCGAAAAUUUGUGCGAUCAAACACACGCGAAAGGAGAUGCUCAGCAAAGUGAUCACUGCGAAUAUAAUGAGAACCAAUAGAUUGGUCGCAAUCAAAAUAAUUGAUAAGAAUAAGGUUCCCGGCGAUUUUUUGAAGAAAUUUUUGCCACGAGAGAUCGCCAUAUGGCAAAGUGUCAAGCAUUAUAACAUCGUUGAACUGUAUGGAUUGUAUGAAUACGACAAUCGAGUGAUGCUUGUCAGCGAGUUCGGAAGUAUGGGAAAUCUUCUUUCGUAUGUGCAAAAUCAUGGCCCAACACCAAAUUCAACAGCAGUUUGUUGGGGAACACAGCUCUUAUUUGCGCUCAAUUAUUUGCAUGAGAGAAAAAUCGGGCAUCGGGAUGUCAAACUCGAGAAUGUGAUUAUAUUCAGUCCGCACACGGUAAAACUCGCCGAUUUCGGGUUUUCCAGAAUGAUGGCCAAUGAGCCGACGUCAACAACAUUUUGCGGCUCGAAAUCAUAUUCUGCUCCCGAGGUUUUGUCUGGAAUCGCCUAUUGUCCAUAUAAGGCGGAUAUGUGGUCAUUUGGAAUUGUUUUAUUCGUUAUGCUCACAAAUCGAAUGCCGUUCGCCGAAGACACCACUAAUGACGUUAUAAUUGAAAAACAAAAAAAUCGCCAAUACCGUUGGCCUACGUCUGUUCGAAUCGAGCAUGAUGCUCAGGUCACUGUCGACAACAUAAUGACGUUUUCGCCGGAGCUCCGCACCACUGCUCGACAGUGUUUCUCUCUUCCUUGGUUUUCAAAGUACUUGGCAGCGUUGCAGCAAGAGCGAUGA